AUGGAGUCCAACUGCCGCAAACUUGUCUCCGCCUGUGUUCAGCUAGGCGCGCACAUAGAUUUUUUUUUUUGCGUCCUUUUGCCGAUGAACUGCAUGAAGGACCCGUUAAGCCUGGAGCGCCUGGGAGCCGGGAAUAAGCAGUGCUCCUCCUCACCUUCCUCCUCUUCCUCCUCCUCUUCGUCAUCUUGCCACCACCACCACCACCACCAGCCCGCGCUGGCUAUGGCGACGGCGCUGGCGCCGGGGCAGGGGCGCUCCUCCCUGGAGUCCGCCAAGCAUCGGCUGGAGGUGCAUACAAUCUCCGACACCUCCAGCCCUGAGGCCGCAGAGAAAGAUAAGAGUCAGCAGAGCAAGAACGAGGAUGCAGGGCCCGAGGACCCCUCCAAAAAGAAGAGGCAGCGGCGGCAGCGGACUCACUUCACCAGCCAGCAGCUGCAGGAGCUGGAGGCCACCUUCCAGCGGAACCGCUACCCGGACAUGUCCACCCGGGAGGAGAUCGCUGUCUGGACCAACCUCACCGAGGCCAGGGUUAGGGUUUGGUUCAAGAACCGCAGAGCCAAAUGGAGAAAGAGAGAAAGGAACCAGCAAGCCGAGCUUUGCAAAAACGGUUUUGGUCCCCAGUUUAAUGGCCUCAUGCAGCCCUACGAUGACAUGUACCCUGGCUACUCAUACAACAACUGGGCAGCCAAGGGCCUGACUUCCGCUUCCCUCUCCACCAAAAGUUUUCCUUUCUUCAACUCCAUGAAUGUCAACCCUCUGUCUUCUCAGAGCAUGUUCUCCCCUCCAAACUCCAUCUCCUCCAUGAGUAUGUCUUCAAGCAUGGUACCCUCUGCAGUCACCGGGGUCCCUGGCUCCAGCCUCAACAGCCUGAAUAACUUGAACAACUUGAGCAAUCCCUCCCUGAAUUCUGCAGUGCCAACGCCAGCCUGUCCUUAUGCUCCUCCAACACCUCCGUAUGUUUAUAGGGACACAUGUAACUCGAGCUUGGCGAGUCUGAGACUUAAAGCCAAGCAGCACUCCAGUUUUGGCUAUGCCAGUGUGCAGAACCCUGCUUCCAACCUGAGCGCUUGCCAGUACGCGGUGGACAGACCCGUGUGA
Molecule: messenger RNA, 1098 nt
Organism: Colius striatus (speckled mousebird)
Lineage: Eukaryota; Metazoa; Chordata; Aves; Coliiformes; Coliidae
Gene: PITX2
Product: paired like homeodomain 2
Biological process (GO): regulation of transcription by RNA polymerase II; anatomical structure morphogenesis
Cellular component (GO): nucleus
Molecular function (GO): DNA-binding transcription factor activity, RNA polymerase II-specific; RNA polymerase II cis-regulatory region sequence-specific DNA binding
Source: RefSeq, a predicted model, not a curated record